This is a messenger RNA of Odobenus rosmarus divergens (Pacific walrus), 1002 nucleotides long. RefSeq names its product WD repeat domain 38 (gene WDR38). The record is from RefSeq and is a predicted model, not a curated record. NCBI's taxonomy places the organism in Eukaryota, Metazoa, Chordata, Mammalia, Carnivora, Odobenidae. Gene Ontology annotation, molecular function: protein binding.
AUGAACAGCAGGGCCCCAGGGCCGCUGGCCGUGGGGAGAGUGAAAUUCUUCGGCCGGCACCGCGGGGAGAGGCUGCUGACAAAAAAAAAGGAUGGCUGUGUUUAUGGCUGGGAGACCCAGAGCGGGUGGCUGCUCUGGAGGCUGACUGGCCACGCAGGCCCCGGGCAGUUCUGCCGCUUCUCCCCUGAUGGCCAAAAAAAAGCCACCACCUCCCAUGACUGUACCAUCUAGCUGUGGGAUGUAGCAGAAGCUAAAAAAAAAAGUGUCCUCAAGGGUUACCAGCGGAGUGUGGAGACGGUCAGCUUCAGCCCUGACGGAAAGCAGCUGGCAUCAGGUGGCUGGGACAGGCAGGAAAAAAAAGGGGAGGUGCAGUCCGGGCAGAUGCUGCGCCACUUGGGAGGGCACCAAGACUCCAUCCAGAGCAGUGACUUCGCACCCAGCUCAAACUCCCUGGCCACUGGCUCCUGGGACUAAAAAAAAUCCAUCUGGGACCUGUGGGUGGGGACCCCAGCGACCUUCCACCAAGAGCUGGAAAAAAAAAGUGGCAACAUCAGCUACCUGUGCUACUCGGCAUCUGGCCUCCUGGCUUCUGGCACCUGUAAGACUAUCCACAUUUGGAAGCCGCCCUCUACCAGAAAAAAAAUUGUUCAGCUCAAGGGCCAUGUUACCUGGGUGAAGAGCAUGUUUUCUCCCGAUGGGUCACAGCCGGCCAGUGCCGGCUACUCCCACAUGGUCAAAGUCUGGGACUGCAACACAGGAAAAUGCAUUGAGACAAAAAAAAUAAGGCCUCAGGGAGUCCUGGAUGUGGCCCAUGCCUGCGCCUUCAUCCCAGAUGGGAAACUCUUAGUGUCUGGAGCUACUGACCAGGCAAAAUGCCAAAGUCCGCUGCUCGAUCAGAUCACCCAGAGCCUCUCGGAUAUAAAAAAAAAACAAUGGUUCUCAGAUCUCAAGCCCGUCUCUCCCUGCCCAGGGCCCAUGCAACCAAAAAAAAUGAACUCAUGA